GAAUUGUGGAACCAUAAACCUCGAGCUUAAAGCCCUAACCUGGCUAACUCCCUCUCGCCUCUCUCGCUUCUCGCCAGUCACCUGAAACCUCAUACUAUCCUCGCCGGCACGGCUGAUCAUCUUUCGUGUCUGCUUUUCACACCACUGCCGCUGUCCUUCUCUCGAAGACACCGUUGUUGACCUCCCGUUCGCAGCUCACAGCCUUCGUGCAGCAUUUUCUCUCGGUUUCUUCUAUCUCUUGGCAGCCUCUUUAACGUUCCGACUCGGUUAUCUCAGCCCGGUGUUACUUGCAAUAAAAUACUCAUUGAAUCAGAACUUCAGUACUUCCAUAUCAAUAUGCGACCCCUUGACGAGAACGAGACGACUGCUGUGUUUGAGAAGCUCUUCAAGUUCACAGGCAACAACCUCAAGAACAUUGUUGAGAACCCCUCCCAUGAGGGGCCGGACCCAAACCCAGGCCGUUAUUGUUUCAGGCUUCACAAGAGCAAGAUCUACUAUGUUAGUGAGUCACUGGUGAAGCGAGCCACCAACAUAGCUAGACCCAAUCUGGCUUCUAUGGGUACCUGCAUAGGCAAGUUCACUCACGGUGGCAACUUUCAUUUGACUGUUCAAUCCUUGAAUCUUCUGGCUCCUAAUGCCAAGCACAAAGUUUGGCUAAAGCCCACAUCAGAAAUGUCAUUUUUAUAUGGUAAUCAUGUGUUGAAAGGUGGAUUAGGGAGGAUAACCGAGAGCAUUAUGCCUGGGGAUGGGGUUGUGGUGUUCUCAAUGGCAGAUGUGCCUUUAGGGUUUGGGAUUGCAGCUAAGAGCACGCAGGAUUGCAGGAAAUUGGAUCCCAAUGGGAUUGUGGUGCUGCACCAGGCAGAUAUUGGAGAGUAUUUAAGGAUGGAGGAUGAACUUUGAGGAUUUUGGAAGUGUGUUUCUGGUUUUUGGUGAGCGUAUGCACGUUAAUGUAAGUCAGUUUUGUUUCAGAUUGAGUAAUUUUUGGAUAAGUUAUGAGCUUCUUCUGGUUCUUAGAUAUCGUAUUGAAAAGAGUUGGUUCUUAUAAUAUAGUUUUACUAUAGGUGGGGUGGUAAUUAUUGUAAGCUUCUUUUACUUAUUACCUGUGCUAAUUAUAUCGAGCAUAUUCUUGAAUAGAAUUAUUACUGACUGACUCACUUAUGGAGUA
This is a messenger RNA of Carica papaya (papaya), 1165 nucleotides long. Its product is annotated as RNA binding protein. Gene Ontology annotation, molecular function: RNA binding. The record is from RefSeq and is a predicted model, not a curated record. NCBI's taxonomy places the organism in Eukaryota, Viridiplantae, Streptophyta, Magnoliopsida, Brassicales, Caricaceae. Gene Ontology annotation, biological process: ribosome assembly. Gene Ontology annotation, cellular component: nucleus.